Messenger RNA from Cynara cardunculus var. scolymus (artichoke), 1295 nucleotides. Its product is annotated as CBS domain-containing protein CBSX5-like. Lineage: Eukaryota; Viridiplantae; Streptophyta; Magnoliopsida; Asterales; Asteraceae. The transcript is spliced from 2 exons. The record is from RefSeq and is a predicted model, not a curated record. Bases 1 to 1209 code for a protein of 402 amino acids.
AUGGCAGCUCGUUUAUUGGCACAUGAGGUAGCAGACCUCUGCCUCGGCAAACAGCCGUUGAAAUCACUCUCCAUUUCCGCCACCGUCCGCCAGGCCCUAAUCAUACUCAAAUCCACCGACGACACCCACAUCAGUAUUUGGAACUGCGACCACCACCAUUCCAUCUCCGACCAAACUUUCAUCGACGACUGCCGCUGCGUCGGAAAAAUCUGUAUGGUCGACGUCAUCUGCUACCUCUGUAAGGAAGACAACAUCAAAUCACCGUCAUCGGCGCUCGAUUCUCCGGUCUCCGUUCUGAUAUCCGGUGUUCCUGCAGUUGUUCGUCACGUCGAGCCUGCCGCAAGUUUGGUGGAAGCCAUUGAUCUAAUCAUUAAUGGUGCUCAGAAUCUUGUGGUACCCAUAAAGAGCAGAACGACGAUCAACGCAAAAAGGAAGCAACUUCAACGGGAACUAUCAAUUGCUCCGACGACCCACGCCGGCGGCUAUGAAUUCUGUUGGCUGACUCAAGAAGACGUCAUCAGAUUCCUACUGAGUUCAAUUGCUCUUUUCUCCCCAACUGCUGCCUACUCCGUCGAGUCGCUCGGAAUCAUCAGCUCCGAUAUCCUCACCGUCAACUACCACUCGCCGGCGUCAACUGCAUUGGGAGCUAUUAAAACCUCUCUUGCUGACCAAACAUCUGUCGCCGUCGUUGACGACGACGGAAUCUUGAUCGGCGAGAUCUCUCCUUUCACUCUAGCCUACUCCGACGAGACAGCGGCGGCUGCAAUCGCGACGCUGUCCGCGGGCGAUCUGAUGGCAUACAUCGAUUGCGGCGGACCACCGGAAGAUAUAAUCCGCGUGGUGGAAGCGAGGCUAAAAGAGCGGAAUUUGAAAGGAAUGCUGGAAGAAUUUUCGGCUUACUCUUCCGGCAUUCCGUUGAUUAACGGUAAUUCAUCUUUUUCAUCCGAUGAAGAGUCUCCGCCGUCUCCGGCUACGAUGAAGUCCGGGAGGUUUAAUAGGUCAAGCAGCUAUUCAGCAAGGAUAACGAGGAGGGCGGAGGCGAUCGUAUGCUAUCCCGGGAGCUCGUUGGUGGCGGUGAUGAUUCAGGCGAUCGCACACCGGGUAAGUUACGUUUGGGUGAUUGAAGAGGACUGUAGUGUUGUCGGAAUUGUGAGGUUUUCCGGCAUGUUGGAAGUUUUCCGGUCACAUUUAGAAAGUAUGAUGAAUUAGAUGGAGAAGAGGGACUAUUGUUUAAAAAUAUGAAAGUAUGAGGGUAAGAUUUGUAUAUAUGAGAUAUUUAUGGGCUUUUCGUGUCA